Messenger RNA from Moneuplotes crassus, 814 nucleotides. The record is from the annotation of a GenBank genome assembly. Lineage: Eukaryota; Ciliophora; Spirotrichea; Euplotida; Euplotidae.
UAUGAAUGCAGAAUUUCGUUGCCAAGUGUGAAGAGUGAUUAUUCAUACCUCAACAUGAUUUUGUGAGUACCAUGCCUACACCACAUUCGUGGACAAAUACCAAGAGCAAUUGUCAACAAACUUGAGAGCUUGGAAGGAGUCCAUCCAGACAGCUCUGGUCAAUGCUGGAGAAGCUGAGCGACUCCUUCUGCAGAGUGAAGAGGCACUCGAUCGGAUGGUACUUGCAACUGGGUCUGAAAUCGUCGAUAAGAGGAGGGCUUAUUAUCAACAAGAAUACUUCUAUGUUAAUACUAAGUUCAAGCUAUUCUUAGCAAAGUUCAAAGCCUUAAGAUUGUACAAAGUUGAUCGUUUGUACAUUACAAAGAAUUCAAAUGAGUCAAGGAAGGUUUAUCGCAACUAUUUCUAUCCUAUGAAACACCAAUUAAAGAAUUUGAACCUUGUUUGAAAUACUCUGACUUCUAAGCUUGGAUGGCAUUUGUCAUUGAUCACUCAGAACGCUUUCAAAACCAAAACUUUGACUUUACGCAACUACACAAUCUCAAUGGCUCAGUUCAAAAGGAUUCUGGUCGCUUGCAACACAAUCGAGCAUCUUAUAUUGAACAACUGUAAGAUUGAUGCAGACUUUGACUCUGAACCAGACUCAUGCCUCAGUAAGGAGGCUCACAAAGGAUCUACAGUAGGCAAGCUCAGCCUGGUGAAUUGUGACAUCCAAGACAGCAAAGAGGCUUUCGAGCAUUUCAUGGCCAAAUUGAGCCCAACAACUGAAGUCAACUUUUGUUAGAGGAACUAGUAAAGCUCGAGACAGUUAAUUCAA